Molecule: messenger RNA, 537 nt
Organism: Parnassius mnemosyne (clouded apollo)
Lineage: Eukaryota; Metazoa; Arthropoda; Insecta; Lepidoptera; Papilionidae
Source: the annotation of a GenBank genome assembly
UUGAAGCUGACCGACCAUUUACAUCACCGUAGAUUCGCUCAAUUCAUUCAGGAACAGCCCGCUGGUUUUUCUGAAAAAAUCAUUUUUUCAGACGAAGGCAAUUUUCACUUGUCAGGGUACGUCAACAAGCAAAAUUGCCGCAUUUGGUCUUCUGAAAAUCCUAAAGCGAUUAUUGAGAAGCCUUUGCAUGCUCAACGUGUCACUGUAUGGUGCGCUAUGUGGUCUGGAGGCGUGAUUGGGCCGUUUUUAUUCGAAGAUGAGGCUGGAAAUCCGGUAACGGUCAAUGGAUCACGCUAUCGCGAGAUGUUAACAUUUCAAUUUUGGCCUAUUAUUGAUGACAUCGAUAUCACAAAUAUGGUAUGGUUCGAGUUGGAUGGAGCUCCCCCACACUCCGUACUCCUCGCGAGAGAACGGCUUAACACCAUGUUUGGCGAGCAAUGGAUAGGGCGUUAUGGCCAUCGCAGGUGGCCAGCUCGAUCGCCCGACGUCACUCCUCUAGACUUCUUUUUAUGGAGCUUUAUUAAAAAUGAAGUGUAA